This is a messenger RNA of Microthlaspi erraticum, 891 nucleotides long. The record is from the annotation of a GenBank genome assembly. Lineage: Eukaryota; Viridiplantae; Streptophyta; Magnoliopsida; Brassicales; Brassicaceae.
AUGGAACCACAAGAUGUCUCAGGUUUAUACUUCUUUGAGAUGCAUACAAUUCAAACUGCCACCAAUAAUUUCAGCCUCUCAAAUAAACUCGGACAAGGUGGAUUUGGCUCAGUUUACAAGGGAAAGCUGCAAGAUGGGAAAGAAAUUGCUGUAAAACGUCUUUCUAGCAGCUCGGGGCAGGGCAAAGAGGAGUUCACCAAUGAAAUAGUACUCAUCUCAAAACUACAACACAAAAACUUAGUUCGGAUUUUGGGAUGUUGCAUUGAAGGAGAAGAGAGGCUAUUAGUUUAUGAGUUCAUGUUAAACAAAAGCCUUGAUACCUUUCUCUUUGAUUCAACAAAAAGGCUUGAGCUUGAUUGGCCAAAGAGAUUGAAUAUCAUUCAAGGCAUUGCGCGUGGAGCUUCUUCUAUCUCCACCGUGACUCACACCCAAGGUCAUUCACCGAGAUCUGAAGAGGAUAUAUGUCUCCUGAGUAUGCAUGGACUGGGAUGUUCUCUGAGAAAUGACAUCUACAGCUUCGGAGUUCUACUUUUAGAAAUCAUCAGCGGGGAGAAGAUCUCAAGAUUCAGCUAUGGCGAAGAAGAGAAAACACUUCUUGCAUAUGCGUGGGAAUCUUGGUCUGAAAAUGGAGGAGUUGGUCUUUUGCAUCAAGAUCUUGCUGAUUCAUGUCACCAGUCUGAAGUUGGAAGGUGUGUUCAGAUUGGCUUGCUUUGUGUUCAACACCAACCUGCAGACAGACCCAACACACUUGAGUUGCUGUCUAUGCUCACCACAAAAUCAGAUCUUCCUUCGCCAAAACAACCCACAUUUGUAGUGCACACGAGAGUUGAAGAAUCCCAGGGUUUGAUCACCGUCAAUGAGAUUACACAAUCUGUGAUCGAAGGGCGCUAA